Molecule: messenger RNA, 385 nt
Organism: Cicer arietinum (chickpea)
Lineage: Eukaryota; Viridiplantae; Streptophyta; Magnoliopsida; Fabales; Fabaceae
Source: RefSeq, a predicted model, not a curated record
AUGUCAAAGCCGUUAGCAAAAUGUGUCAAACAACAACCAACAAAAUUUACAAUCCACGGUUUUUUGCCGUGCAAUAAAACUAAUCCUCAACCAAACUCUUGUAUCGCACAUGAGCCGUUAAAAUGGGAACAUAUGAAAUGUGUUUCAAUGAUUGAUUUUGAUAAUUGUUGGUCGAAUUUGAAUAAUGAUGUUAACAACAUUAAUAGACUUCAAUUAUGGACUCACGAGUGGAACAAGCAUGGUACUUGUUCUUCGAUGUACCCAAAGGACUACUAUAAUUUGGCAUUUAAAAUUAACAAGGAUAAAGAUAUAAAGAGCUUCCUUCAAAACAAAGGUAUUCAACCAGGUGGUUUAAAACAGAAGAAAAGUGUCUCGAUGUACAAAG